CAAAAAUUUCAGUAAAGAUAGAGACAAAGCAUACGGAAGUUUCCUUCUACACUUCACUGGCAUUCUUUGUCCCUUUCUCACUCUAAUUCAUCUAACUUCUCUCCAUCUUCAAAUUUUUUUAACCAUUAUAAGAUAUUGUAACUGUAAAACAGACUAUCUUUCCAUACAUAGCUGAUUAUCAUUUACUCCUCAAUCCCCCAUUUAUCUUUCUUGCUCAUCAAACCAUUCAAUUUUUAUAGAGGGUAUGGAGGAGAGUGACUUCCCGUCAUCAUCUACUCCUCCUCUUCCUCCUCUUCCUCCUCCUAUGGAACCACACAAGACAGAGCCAUCUCACUCUGAGUCCUCAAGCAUCAUCUCAGUAUCUGAAGAGAAGCAAAGAGAAAAGAGACAUGAAGUAGUAGAACUAGAAGACAAAGAUGAACAGAACAACAACAACUCUGAUCUUUUAUUAGAUCUUAGUCUCUCUACCAACAAUACUGAUGAUCAUGGGUUGAAAGCAGAACUCAAUCUAAUCGAUUGUUUCAACGUGGGUUCAUCUCAGAAUUCAACACCAGAGUCUCCCCAAGGUACUGAAGCAGAGCCAAGAGUCUUCUCCUGCAACUACUGCCAGAGGAAAUUCUAUAGCUCACAAGCACUUGGUGGGCAUCAGAAUGCUCAUAAACGUGAGAGGACUCUAGCAAAAAGAGGACAACGGCUUGGAGCGGCGGCGGCUGCUUUCGGGCAUUCGCCUUGUCACCGUUACUCAAGCUUGGCUUCUCUACCUUUACAUGGAUCAUUCAAUAGAUCUCUUGGCAUUCAGGUUCACUCCAUGAUCCAUAAGCCAUCUUACUAUCCUUCCUCUUCUGGAGGACAUCAUCUUUAUGGGCAUCAUGGAUGGUCUAGACCUCCUAUUGAUCAACAACCAGCAAUUGGGAGGUUAGCAGUAGAGGAUUAUCAUGUAGGAUCGGCGGCAGGGCCGUCGUCGAGAGGCGGCGCCGCCCGAUUUGAUGCUGUUAAGAUGUCUGCUCCUACUGCUGAUGAGGGAAUUGUUGGUGGGUAUUGGUGGACAGGUAAUGGGCGUUUGAAGACCAACCAAGAGGAGUCACAGAAGCUUGAUUUGUCCCUCAAGCUCUAAUAAGUGUAGUUCCUUAAUUUGAUUCCUUAGUUCCUCCAUUUUUUUUUUUUUUCUUGUUCUUUGUUAAUUAUUUUGCUCUGAUUUUGCUAUUUAGUAAGAAUUUCUGUACAUUUUUUAUGUAGGAGUCUUCUCUCUUCAGGAAUUUUGUUUCUAUUAUUCUUGAAUUGGAAGUUUUCAGAGAUUGAUAGAUGGAUCUAACUGAGAACUUGGAACUUAUUUUGGUUUUUUUGGUGAGACUUUUGGCCAUGUGAAAUGGGUCUGUUUCAGUUUCAUCAGUUUCAGUUUCAGUUUCUAAGAUCUUCCAGAAUCCCAAUUUUGGAAGGAAAUUUUGUAGAAAGUUAUUGACUUGCUAUGGGUAAUAAGAAAGCUACAAGACAUUCCCUAAA
Messenger RNA from Macadamia integrifolia, 1500 nucleotides. RefSeq names its product zinc finger protein 1-like. The record is from RefSeq and is a predicted model, not a curated record. The transcript has a single exon. Bases 245 to 1114 code for a protein of 289 amino acids. Gene Ontology annotation, biological process: negative regulation of abscisic acid-activated signaling pathway. NCBI's taxonomy places the organism in Eukaryota, Viridiplantae, Streptophyta, Magnoliopsida, Proteales, Proteaceae.